AUGGCUCUGUUCGGAUCGCCGCAGACAGUGAUAUUUGAGGCGGAUGGCGGAAGUGCGGUGUACACGCUAACUAAUGCCGGAAUGACCGAUCUCAUCUACAAGAUCAAAAGCUCGAACAACAAGGAUUAUCGAUUCAAAAACGUCUACGGUUUCAUCGAUGCAGGCACAAAGUUGGGUAUUGAGAUUACUCGGACGAAAGCGCCGCCGAAAAACGACAAAUUUAUUGUGCAAUAUGCACCUGCGCCAAGUGGUGCUAAAGAUCCUCAAGCAGCUUGGAAAAAUCAGAAUCCACUAGCCGAAAUUUCCGUUGGCUUGUACGCUCUUCGUUAA
This is a messenger RNA of Necator americanus (New World hookworm), 330 nucleotides long. RefSeq lists its product as uncharacterized. The record is from RefSeq and is a predicted model, not a curated record. The transcript is spliced from 2 exons. NCBI's taxonomy places the organism in Eukaryota, Metazoa, Nematoda, Chromadorea, Rhabditida, Ancylostomatidae. The coding region runs from base 1 to 330 and encodes 109 amino acids.